AAAGCGCAAGCGGAUGUUGUCGACACAAUGGCCAUCUUCACUUUUCGAGCUGUAUAAAUCGGUUUCGAGAGAGCUCCAGACCCCUAGACAUACUCAUUUGAAAGGAUUUAUUGUAAGGACCGCCUCGCUAUUAUUAAAGGAGCUUAAUCUUAUAGAUUCCAACACAAUGGCAAAUAUUGUAACGUUUCAGACGCAAAUCGCUUCAGUUAUGGAAGUACUCGCAAACGCCGCUGUGGCAGAAAUAUGCAAACUUGUCGAGGACAGCUAUACCGAAUUACAGCUUGAAAUAUCUCAAACACAAAAGGAGAAUAACCACCUUAAAAAGAAAUUAAAACUGAUAGAAAUCCGGGAUUCGUUUUAUCGAAGAGCGCACAAACUAAGAAACGAAUCAACUGCCUUGACAAAAACAGGAGGUCACGAAAAAGCAUCAGGUCGAAUUAGUGUGAAAAUCGCUUCGCUGUCUAAUGAGGAUAGGGAUGAAGAUGAAACAGCUCGCUCCCGUAAAGUCUCGCAUCUUCAACCAGAAAGAAUAGACGAGUCUGUAGAGAAUGACGAGCCGGACAUUGUCCUUAUUAAAGAGGAGAGACCUGGCAACGAGAGGUGUGAACAGUCAGAAAGAGAAACAGAGACUACUGAAAAGCCUAAAGAUGACAGCCUGUACAGGAGUGCAGGAGUCUUUUUAACAGUCCGCAGAGAUAACUUCAUAGACCAGAACACAGUCCAGCGCUGCCAUCAAGAGUCUGUAGAGGAUGACGAGCCAGAUGUUCUCAUUAUUAAAGAGGAGAGACCUGACAACAUGAGGUGUGAACAGUCAGAAAGAGAAACAGAGACUACUGAAAACCAAGACACACAGUAUGGUGCAGGAGUUUUUGUAACAGUCCACAGAGAUAACUUCAUAGACCAGGACACGGUCCAGCACUGCCAUCAAGAGUCCAAUGGUAUGCGACCUGAUCACCUUGAGGACGAAACCCCAGAAAUGAUUGAUAUAGGUGAAACGACUAUGGAGAGACGUUGUGAUGGAGACGCAGAGACUAACCUGCAGCCUGUCCCAUCCUUCCCCUCAUGGGUUUCCAGGAGAUUUGACGCAACCACAAAUCAUCCCUCCUAUGCUGAAUCUGAAUGCAACGGAGGACCUUCUGUGAAUCAGUACUUGAUGUACAGAGGGAGCGCAGAUCCUAUGUGUUCUUAUGCAACUCCAAUAGACUCUAAUGGCUUGUCUAUGCCUGAUGUGGAAGGUCAUUUAACACACAGCGUUGAAGGUAACAACAUUUCUCAAUCCAAACAUUCCCGUUUCACACCGAGCUUUUCUGUCAAACAGUCAGACUCUCCUCAGAUGCAAAGGAAAGACAAGUUUAUAUGUAAACAUUGUGGAAAAGCGUUCUCUCAACCCAGCACUCUCCUCUUGCAUCAAAAACUUCAUAACAGGGAGAGGCUUCAUCACUGUACACUCUGCGGUAAGCGAUUUAGUCAGGCGUCUAGUCUCAAAAGACACCAUAGCAUCCACAGAGGAGAAAAACCGUUCAGAUGCGUGCACUGUGGCAAGCAGUUCGCAGAUCAAAGUAACCUCAGAAAACAUGUGACUGUUCACACAGGUGAAAAGCCUUAUGGUUGUAGCCUUUGUGGGAAAAUGUUCAACCAGUCUUCAAACCUCAAAACACAUAUGAGGAUCCACACACGUGAGAAGCCUUUUGGUUGUGAUCGAUGUGGGCGGAUGUUUGCACACAAGUAUAUUUUGGUGAAACACCAACAGAGAAUCUGUGUGUCUACUGGACAAUUCUAGACUUCACAAGGUAGAGAAUAUUCCCAUUGGUACCUAUCAUUAAUGUAAUUAGCUUAAUUUACAUUGGAAUGGAAAAUGCACUGGUGCACAUUAUUCCAAAUAAUAAAUAGGAAUCUUUUAUCAAGUGUAAUAAUCUUUCAAAUGCUUCCUACAAACUAACUCGUUCCAUUCUGAAAUGGACACUUUUGAUGAUCCAAGCAAUUCUCUAUGGAUAAAAUCAAGUCCCUACAUUGAAUAUCCUGUUUCACUGAGAAAUGCAUCAGAUUUCUGAUGUAAACUGAGUUGCGAUUAGCAUUUCAUGUUGACUAACUUUUCUUAGCUAUGUUACAAUGUACAGUAAAUGACAUUAGCCUUUAAUUAACGAUUUUGAUUAUCUCAAAAAUUCUCUACGUUAAUUGGAAUAAAUGUGAAAGUUUAUUGUAUACAUUUUAACUUAAAAAGACUGCUAAAUGUUGUUAUGUAACAUCAGUGAAUUUAAUGUUAAUAAAUUCAUGCACCUUCAAGCAAAGGAUCUCUGAUAAUUGCAUAGAAAAUGACACGUGGUUCUCAAAAAAAGCAUUUUAGUGUAGGUUGCUUUGUCUGCAUUAAAACUGCUGCUUAAUUUCUAAUUUAAAGUUGUCCAUUUAAGGUAAAUUUCCCAAAUAGAAACAAUGAUUUGCUACUCAAGAAACAUUUCUUAUUGUUGAAAGAGCUGUGCUGCUUAAUAUUUUUGUGGAAAUCUUGAUGCAUUUGUUUUCAGGAUUCUUUAAAGAAACAGAAAUAGAAAUCUUUGUAAGAUUAUAAAGGUCUUUGUGAUUUCAUCUUUGAUUGAUUUUGUGUGUCCUUGCUUAAUAAAAAUAUUAGUUUCUUUCUUAAAAAUCUUAUUGACCCCAAACUUUCAUGGAUAAAUAUUACAUUUACAUUUCAGAUUUAUGGUCCAUUAUAUUACUGGUAUGUUUUCAAAUAUUUUUGCUUAAUAUAACAUGAUUCAGAAACAGAUUAUUUAGAUAGUUACUGGAGAAACAACUGAAAGCUUAAGCACAGCAUAGCUGAAAUCACUUUUUCCUGAUGUUUGGGCCUCAAUGGAGAGGGUCACUUCAGUGCCUGAAGGAGUGUUUGAGGGUGCAGUGAGAUUUACUGUGCUAUUUCCACUUCUUCCACUUCCAGCAGUCAUGGUGCUGGGAAAUACUGUAGCAAACCUGUGGUCAUUCCUAGCAUUAAUGUUGAAGAGCUCAUCAGAUCCACUGUAAAAGGGAUGCUCAGUGUCUUCCCAGGCUCCCAUACAUCAUCUGUAUAAAUAAAUUGAAUUGCCUGUAAUAUAGAUUGUCAUAUUUUUCAAUGAGGAGUCCACAAUGAAAGAGAAGGUUUCUGCUUUUCCUGGGUUCCUUACAGUUUGAAAAACAGUUACCUGAAGACACAGAGAAAAUGUUGUAUGCAUAUUGAUUUUGGAUACUCAAUAUCUCAAUGAAACACAUUUUAAUAAACACACUCCUUCACUAUUGUGGAUGGUGAGGAUUCUUAUUCAACCAUGUGGCUGAGAAAAACAUAACUAUUCCACUGUGUGAAAGGUCUGGAUAUUGAUUUCAUUACUAAAACAGAUGUGGAGGCAUCCGCUAUAAUGUUGGUGGCUUCAGUCGCCUGUCCUCCAGAGGCCAGAGCUAAAUCCACAUAGACCGGAUUUAAGGGAUUGGAGAUCCUGGUGGAGUAAUGCUGAUUCUGUCCUUGAUUCGGAUCCUCGCUCCUUCUUCGACGAGUAGCAUGAGGGCUGAAUAAAGCCUUAAAGCAUCUUCAGAGUGGAAAGUGUGUCAAAACAGAAAAGGUGGUUUUGUUUUCAAGAAAGUCAAAAAUGGGUUUUAGAAUAGUGAACAUUAUUUAUACAUAUGAAUAUUAAUUAGUGAGAGUAUAGCAUUGUUUUCAAAAAGAUUCUUAAUGGUUUGGUUCAUAUGCAGUAGUAAAUUUUUUACUCAACAUGGAUAGUAGUACUCAUAGAUAGGUGAUGGUGUCAGGCAAUUAUAACGUAAUAUUCUUUCGAGAUGCAGGAAUUCAGCUUGUUUAAUUUGCAAAAAGUUCUAUGUCUAGGUCUAUGGCCAUAAUAGAUUCAGAAUGAAUUCUGUUCAUAAUAUUAUAAGAAGCUUUUAAUAUAUACCACAGACUUUGUGCUUUCAAUCAGUGCCAACACAGUGUUUUUUUACCCAUUUGUCCUUUGCAACAGCAUCCGUAAAAACAAAUAUAUUAUUUUGGGAAGGUGAACCAGACAGCCAGCUGAGAGAAACAAAAAAUACAAAUUGUUUGAAGUGUGUUGAUUAGGAUACAAAAUGAUUAACUAAUAUUUAUAUAUUAUAUAGUUUUGUGUAAAUGUGCCCCACAUGUUUACAAAUACACCAUAAUUAAAGCAAAAA
Molecule: messenger RNA, 4158 nt
Organism: Cyprinus carpio (common carp)
Lineage: Eukaryota; Metazoa; Chordata; Actinopteri; Cypriniformes; Cyprinidae
Biological process (GO): regulation of transcription by RNA polymerase II
Cellular component (GO): nucleus
Molecular function (GO): DNA-binding transcription factor activity, RNA polymerase II-specific; RNA polymerase II cis-regulatory region sequence-specific DNA binding
Source: RefSeq, a predicted model, not a curated record